AAUGUCUGGGGGCAGCGGUGAUGGCGCCCCAGAGAGGGAUGACUGUGGCCGUGCUGGUGUGAGGAAGGACAGUCUGCCGUUCAGCAGUGAAAGGUAUAACCAAGAUAACAGGUACACCAAUAACGCCAAGAACUCAAUAAAACCUUCCCCCGUUGAUCAUGACCUUGGCGAUGGACCAUCGUUGUUGUCCAUCAGUGUCGACCGUGAGGUCCUGCGCCUGCCAAGGGUUAUUCCUCGCCCCUCCUGGAGGGCUGAUCAGGGUUAUCAAAGACUCAGAGUAUGUCGCCAGAACACAAGUGAGGUUAACAUGGAGUUAGAAGACUCUUCUCACAACCUGGAACAUGGCGUCCGAGGGUCUCCAAAGUCGAAUCAAGAAAGAAAAGAAAAAAGCCACCUUGAUAGUGGUAAUGACUAUAAUUAUGAUUAUUCUCAGGAAAAUUGGAUUCUGCGAGAUUCUAUGAGCCAACAUAAGAGGUCAGAGAUGGGUGCUAGACGAGACCACAUACCAUUACCGAGACCUACAAGACGUGGUAACACACGACUGGACGCAAGGGAGCAGGGGGAGGUGACGCAAGAGCAGCCUCCACACGUCUCCCACCACUGGGAUGACUGGGACGCAACACCAACUGACACAGAGGCCGUCAACCUACUGGUUGAUUUACUGCCUUCUCAAAUAGAAAGAAAAACAGGUACUCUGAGGCUCCGGGGGGCGACGAGGCCGGCGGACCCCACACACGCCCCGCGCUCACCGGGACGCCCUGGACACCAGCAUCACAGCGAGGCGGAGAUCGUGGAGGCGCUGGAGAGGGUGAAGGAACAACCGUGGCCGAUGACCAGACGCAGGACGACACGGCAACAACUCCUCCAGGAACUGGAGGAGCAGGAGGCGAGGUGGUACUCGGUGCGUCCCGUGGCCAGGGCGGUGAGGAAGGGCACCACCUCACUCACCAACUUCCUCUGGGCGGCUGAUGUGAGUACCGCUCUCCUUCCUUACUGCUUUUACCUUUACUUCACUAUAGGAAAUACCUUCAAGGUCAUACUUCAGUUAGGCUCGUGUAAGCUGUUUGAUUUGUAGUACAUAGGUAAUUAU
Messenger RNA from Procambarus clarkii (red swamp crayfish), 1090 nucleotides. The record is from RefSeq and is a predicted model, not a curated record. Lineage: Eukaryota; Metazoa; Arthropoda; Malacostraca; Decapoda; Cambaridae.